AUGUUCCAGGUGGUGGUGCUGGCGAACGUGACGAGCGUGGGCGUGCCCCGGCGCGGGCAGGUGGUGGUGCUGACUGGCGCCAGCUCAGGACUGGGCGAGGCGCUGGCGCACCGACUGUACGCCGCCGGCUGCCGGCUCAUCAUCAUGGCCAGGAGCGUCGACCAGCUGGACAGGGUGCGCCAAGACGUCAUGCUCGCCCACCAGCGGGAGCUGGUGUACCCGCCGGUGGUGCUGCCGCUGGACUUGUCCGACUCGGACGGCGUGAGGGCGGCCGUCGGCAAGGCUCUGCGCGUGUUUGGCCGUGUGGAUGUGCUCAUCAACAACGCCGGCGUCAGCUAUAGGGGAGAGGCACUGCACACCGAACUUGAGGUGGACGCUCGCCUGAUGCAGGUCAACUACCUCGGCCAGCUGGCCGCCAUCAAGACAGUGCUGCCCUCUAUGGUGGAGCAGCGCAGCGGUCAGAUCGUGUGCGUCAGUUCGGUCCAGGGACGCCUCGCGCUGCCCUACAGGUCGGCGUACGCCGCCUCCAAGCACGCGCUGCAGGCGUUCUGCGACUGUCUGCGCGCCGAGGUGGCCGACCACAACGUGCACGUGACGGUGGUGUCGCCUGGUUACAUCCGCACCAGCCUGUCACUCAACGCGCUGACCGGCAGCGGCGCUGCCCACGGCAAGCUGGACGCCACGACGGCAGCCGGCCUGGAGCCGGACGCGGCCGCGCGCCGCCUGGUGGCAGCGCUGGUGGCGCGCCGGCAUGAGACGCUGCUGGCGCCGCUGCGCGACCGGCUGGCCGUGCUGCUGCGCGCUCUGCUGCCGUCCGUCUUCUUCCUGCUAAUGCGGCUGCGAGCCCGGGCCGGCACCGGCAGACCCAGCUGAUGACUGACAGACGGACCGGGCUCACCUGGCCUGUGUCGCUCAGUCCAGCAGGCGGCUACCGCGGGUCAGAACAGUCAGCAAGCGUUUACCCACUUCAGGGCGGUCAGGAGGCGGUUACCCCGGGUCAGGGCGGUCAGCAGGCGUUUACCCCGGGUCAGGGCGGUCAGGAGGCGGUUACCCCGGGUCAGGGCGGUCAGCAGGCGUUUACCCCGGGUCAGGGCGGUCAGGAGGCGUUUACCCCGGGUCAGGGCGGUCAGGAGGCGUUUACCCUGGGUCGGGGUGGUCAGGAGGCGUUUACCCCGGGUCAGGGCGGUCAGGAGGCGUUUACCCCGGGUCAGGCCGGUCAG
Messenger RNA from Pollicipes pollicipes, 1220 nucleotides. RefSeq names its product dehydrogenase/reductase SDR family protein 7-like. The transcript is spliced from 7 exons. Bases 1 to 873 code for a protein of 290 amino acids. Gene Ontology annotation, cellular component: membrane. Lineage: Eukaryota; Metazoa; Arthropoda; Thecostraca; Pollicipedomorpha; Pollicipedidae. The record is from RefSeq and is a predicted model, not a curated record. Gene Ontology annotation, molecular function: oxidoreductase activity.